AUGUCGCUCUCCACAGUCAAGAACCUGCUAGGACAUUACUCGCCUAUCUCCGACUCGUCCUUAUCAGAUACCGAGAAAGAUGCCCAGCUACCACUGAGCAACGAUGUUGACUUGCACGAUUCUGGGUCGACUUUGGAGGGAAGUCGGUCCGAGAAAAAGAACUUUGUCGAUGCUCGAGUCAUCUCCGACGCCAUCAUCGGCUUGUCGGAUGGCCUGACCGUGCCGUUUGCCCUGACAGCUGGUCUCUCGACGCUGCAGGACACCAAGGUGGUUGUCUUUGGCGGAUUGGCUGAGCUGAUUGCUGGAGCUAUCUCGAUGGGACUGGGAGGGUAUCUCGGUGCCAAGAGUGAAGAAGAGUCCUACCAUGCAACUCUCAAAAAAACCUGCCAACAAACCGCCACAAACCAACAAGACACCGCCAUCAUCAUCUCCGAUAUCUUCGCUCCCUACGAUCUCCCUGCGCAGGUUGUAUCCGACCUAACCAACAAUCUAAUCGACUCACCCAACCUACCAUCAUUCCUCAUGAACUUCCACCACACACUGCCCGAACCGUCUGGGUCACGGGCGUUGACCUGCGCGAUUACGAUAGCACUAGGCUAUUUCAUUGGCGGAUUCAUUCCUUUACUCCCGUAUUUCUUCGUCGGACCGAACGAUGCAUUCUACGCUCUUGGGUGGUCUGUUGCGACGAUGGUGGUUGCACUGUUCGUGUUUGGUUAUGGUAAGACAUGCUUUGUGACGGGGUGGAAAGGGCGCGAGAAUAUUCGGCGCGGAUUAUUUGGCGGAGCGCAGAUGGUAGUUGUGGGCGGUGUGGCUGCUGGCGCGGCCAUGGGAUUGGUGAAGUUGUUUCAAUUAUUAGCGAAAUGA
Messenger RNA from Talaromyces proteolyticus, 864 nucleotides. Its product is annotated as putative vacuolar iron transporter Ccc1. NCBI's taxonomy places the organism in Eukaryota, Fungi, Ascomycota, Eurotiomycetes, Eurotiales, Trichocomaceae. Gene Ontology annotation, cellular component: fungal-type vacuole membrane. The transcript has 2 exons. Gene Ontology annotation, molecular function: iron ion transmembrane transporter activity; manganese ion transmembrane transporter activity. Gene Ontology annotation, biological process: intracellular manganese ion homeostasis. The record is from RefSeq and is a predicted model, not a curated record. Bases 1 to 864 code for a protein of 287 amino acids.